This is a messenger RNA of Pisolithus orientalis, 990 nucleotides long. RefSeq lists its product as uncharacterized. The coding region runs from base 117 to 848 and encodes 243 amino acids. Lineage: Eukaryota; Fungi; Basidiomycota; Agaricomycetes; Boletales; Pisolithaceae. The transcript is spliced from 4 exons. The record is from RefSeq and is a predicted model, not a curated record.
ACCUGUGGGGUCCAGGCGGAGCAAUGUAAGUCCAGGGAUCCGUGCAUCCAGUUCAUUGGUUAAACGUCGUGGCACAAUUCAUCAACACACUUACGGGAAUUGAAGCAGCAGAGGCAAUGCGUGGGCUGGGGUCGAGCAUGCAGGAUAUCGGAGAAGUCCCGGUGAGGCUGCCCAAUAAUCGAGAAUAUGUGUUUGUAGAUACUCUUGGGUUCAAUAACCCUGAUCGACCGGCCAGGGAUACACUCAACACCAUCGCUGACUGGUUAGAGAGGAAAUAUCGAGGGGGCGCCUUACUCACGAGGGUUGUCUAUACCCAUCGAAUUACCAACCCCUGGAUGGACGGUUUAUUGCGUGAAAGCCUGGACAUAUUUGGUUGUAUAUGUGUGACCAAAGCCGCCGGGCGCGUGCAGCUGGUAACUACCAUGUGGGACCGAGUGAAAGAUCCCACAGCCGCAGAGACCAUGGUGUCACAACUGGAAGAGAACUUCUGGAAGCCCUUACUCAAUGCAGGUACUCGUCAUAUGCGAUUUGAAAAUUCCAAGCAAUUGGUGUGGGACAUAGUCGAGGAUUUGGGGGUGGAAGGACAACCCCUUUUAUUCCAGCAAGAACUGGUGGACGCAACAAGGAACCUAUACAAGAUGUUUGCUGGCCAUGCGCUCUACCUGCAAUUGCAGAAGCUUCUCCUGGAAGAACCGGAAACAUGCGAGCCAUUUUUGGGAGUUUUCAAAACGCGGAAAGUUCGGAGACCGAAGAAGCGGCUCGAGGUAGAGUGCGAGCGUAUUGAAAUGCAACUGCGGAAGGCACGGAAAGAGAGGCAAAGACUAGAGAUACGCCGACAUUCCUACUAGCGUCAAUUGUCAUCUUUCUUUUCUAGUCCCAACAUUACAAUCCUGGAAGUUACGGGAGAUGACCUUGUAAUCUUUGUGGUUGGCCCAACGGGAGCAGGCAAGAGUUGGUUCACCAAAAAAACUGUCACAGAAUGCCGUGAUC